Messenger RNA from Pseudophryne corroboree (corroboree frog), 2660 nucleotides. It is a transcript of the gene MASP1, whose product is annotated as MBL associated serine protease 1. The transcript has 16 exons. NCBI's taxonomy places the organism in Eukaryota, Metazoa, Chordata, Amphibia, Anura, Myobatrachidae. Gene Ontology annotation, cellular component: extracellular region. The coding region runs from base 140 to 2236 and encodes 698 amino acids. The record is from RefSeq and is a predicted model, not a curated record. Gene Ontology annotation, molecular function: calcium ion binding; serine-type endopeptidase activity. Gene Ontology annotation, biological process: complement activation; proteolysis.
GCAGCACUUACUCCCAGGCACACACACAGGAACAGCAGAACAAAGAUAGACCCAGGCAAACAGCUAUUGGGACCAGACACACACACACACACACAUACACAAAGAAGAUACAAGUCAGAGAACAGCACAGACUGCCAACAUGAGGCUUUUCCUUCUACUGUCUCCCUUCUUGUGUCUGCUCAGUAAAGGAGACGUCAUUGUGCUUAGGGAAAUAUAUGGUGAGAUCCGAACACCAAAUUUUCCAGAUUUGUAUCCCAGUGACUCAGAAGUGACCUGGAACAUUACUGUGCCAGAGGGAUUCAGAAUCAAGAUCUACUUCAUUCACUUCGAUCUGGAGCCCUCUUAUCUCUGCGAGUAUGAUUAUGCCAAGGUGGAGACCGAUGAACAAGUUUUGGCUGUUUUCUGUGGAAGAGAAAGUACUGACACAGAGCAGGCUCCAGGGAAGCAGGUGAUUGUGUCCCCUGGGAAUUUUCUGAGCCUAACCUUCAGGUCAGAUUUCUCCAAUGAAGAACGUUACACAGGAUUUGAUGCUCAUUAUAGUGCAGUUGAUGUAGAUGAAUGUGCAGAGCGAAGUGAUGAAGACAUGGUGUGCGACCAUCACUGCCACAAUUAUAUUGGGGGAUUCUAUUGCUCCUGCAGAUUUGGCUAUCUUCUUCACUCAGAUAACAGGACUUGCAAAGUGGAGUGCAGUGAUAACCUGUAUACACAGAGAAGUGGGAUCAUUUCCAGUGCAGAUUAUCCUAGGCCAUAUCCAAAGAGCUCCGACUGUCUGUACAGAAUUGAGCUGGAGGAAGGAUUUGUGGUCAAUCUUCAGUUUGAUGACAGCUUUGACAUUGAAGAUCACCCGGAAACGUCAUGUCCAUAUGAUUUCUUGAAGAUCAAAGCUGGAAGUAGAGAAUUUGGACCAAUAUGUGGAGAGAAAUCACCAGGAAGAAUAGAGACUGGAAGCAACAAUGUUCAGAUUCUUUUCCAUAGUGACAAUUCUGGGGAGAAUGGAGGAUGGAGGCUGUCUUAUACAGUCACAGGAAUUUCCUGUCCUGACCUCCAGGCACCACUAAACGGGAAAAUCGAACCUCCUCAAUCAAAGUACACCUUCAAAGACCAAGCUGUAAUUAGCUGCAACUCUGGGUAUAGAGUUAUAAAGGACAAUAUGGAGAUGGACAGUUUCCAGAUUGAAUGCAGGAAAGAUGGAACAUGGAGUAACCAGAUUCCAAAAUGUCAAAUUGUUGACUGCAUGUUACCAAUAGACCUUGAAAAUGGAUUUGUGACCUUUCCUACACCAGCAAAUAUCACCACUUACCAAUCAUCUCUUACAUAUUCCUGCCGAGAACCUUACUACACAAUGAUUCCAAACAUGACUGCUGAAUACACCUGUGAUGCAAGUGGAUUGUGGAUAAACUCAGAGAUUGGAGCUAAACUUCCGCUCUGUCAGACAGUAUGUGGGUUGCCACGUUUUUCCAGGUCAAAGCUGGCAAGAAUUACAGGUGGGAGUAAAGCAAAGAGAGGGAUCUAUCCUUGGAUUUCCAUGCUCUCCAGGGCUGAGAGUGGGAGUCCCUUCUGUGGAGGAUCUCUGAUCGGUGACAAAUGGAUUGUUACCGCUGCCCAUUGUCUGCACCAUGAACUGGACUCGGAGAAUACAGGUCUUACCUCUGCAGACAUUUUCCCAACUUCGUCAUUCAGAAUUAUAUUAGGAAAACACAGGACAUUGUUAAAGGAUGACACUGAACAAGUAUUGCAAGCCAAGAACAUAAUUAUCCACCCUAACUACAACAGCAGCACAUUUCAGAAUGACAUUGGAUUAGUGGAGCUAUCAAGCAAAGUUUUCCUCAAUGAUUAUGUGAUGCCUAUUUGUUUACCCGAAGAAGAAAUUGAGUCAGAUGAGAUAGUCGUGGUCACUGGAUGGGGAAAGCAAUUCCUAAGAAACCUGCCGGAGUCCCUACUAGAGAUUGAAAUCCCUGUGGUGGAUCAUGAUGUGUGCAAAAAUGUAUACAAGACGAUUGGUAAACUAAUAACUGAAGAUAUGAUUUGUGCUGGACUAAAAGAAGGAGGGAAAGAUUCCUGCUCUGGUGACUCUGGUGGGCCAAUGGUCACUUUCAGCCAGCAGAGAAAUAGCUGGUACCUGGCAGGAACAGUUUCAUGGGGAGUGGACUGUGGGAAACCUAAUAAGUAUGGGGUAUAUUCAAAUGUUUAUAAGAACCUAAACUGGGUAAGAGAAAAAAGUGGCAUCAAAUAUUAAUAGUAGAUUUUCUCUUAAAUAGUAAAUUAGCCAUACAAUGGUUUGCCUGUUUGUUUGGGGGGGUUUUGUGUCUGUGUAGUAAAGAUUUGCAGGCCACCAGGAGAAAAAUAGUCAUACAGUAUAUUAUUCUUACCCACUGGUUUCUGAACAAAUAAAUGUAAAUUCAAGGGCAAUUGCACAAUUGAUGUUUGCAAAUUGAGGAUAUACGAUGCCGAAGUAGUGUACUUUGAUGUUUUCUGAAUCUUGUUUCAUUUCAAUAGUCUAACACUGGUAAAUACUGUAUAUUGUUUGCAAAAAGUGCUUACAUUUUUAAUGACUAGAGAUUUUUUAUGUAAUUGUUUGUUAUUUAAGAAACUGAAAUUAAAUUUUUAAUUUGUUAUUCAACAAUCACUUGCUCUUCCAUAAUUAAAAUUUUCAUUAUUAC